ACAUGGAGUCAGCUGAUUUCUUGUUUUGCUGGAGGAAUUACUGAUUUUUGUUUUAAGUUGUUUAAUGUUUUUAAAUUGAUGCAUGAACUUAACCAUUUUUCUACGAUAUGUGAACAUUUUAAUUUUUGAAGUGAAAGAAUUUCAUUUCAUUUUGAGAAGUACCUUGCAAUAUUCUUACUGUUUUGUUGCUCUUACAUGCAUUUGUUUGCUUUCACAUCCGAAAAGACCACAUUCAAUAUGCCAUAACCUCCGUUGCAAGCAAUCUAUUUUUCAUACUAAAAAAAUGCUCUCCAUGAAUUUUAGACUGAAAAUUUUGCAUUUCUUACGUAUCUGCUAAGCGAUGUGUUCAAGCUGGUUCAUAUUGCGAUGGCGCAUGUGGAUUCGUCCCGUCGUCAUGAUCAUUUACGGGCUAGUCAUUCUGAUCGUGUUGCCCAUUUGUGCUGUCAAAUUUCAACAAAAUGGGACAUCUCCUCACAUGCAAGCCUGGUUCACAGGUGGCAUGUUCGUGUUGCUAGCUCUACCCAUCACUUUCUGGGAAAUAACUCAACACCUUGUUCACUACAAUAAGCCUUACCUCCAGAGAUACAUUAUACGAAUACUUUGGAUGGUUCCAAUUUAUGCUCUUAAUGCAUGGCUCGCUCUCACCUUCCCUAGUACCAGCAUCUACCUUGACACCUGUCGUGAGUGCUAUGAGGCGUACGUCAUCUACAACUUCAUGAUAUUCUUACUCAACUUCCUUCACUAUGAGAUGGAUCUGGGCUCAAGGUUGGAUUCCAGGCCACCUGUUAAAUAUAUCUUCCCCCUCUGCUGCUUUCCACCCUGCCCGGGAGGACAGUACUUCAUCGAUGCUUGCAAGCAUGGCAUUUUACAAUAUACUGUGAUUCGUCCUGUUACUACUUUAAUUUCAUUAAUUAGUGAAUUGUGUGGUGUUUAUGGUGAAGGAGAGUUUUCUGCAAAAUAUACUUAUCCCUACAUCGUUGCUGUAAACAAUUUGUCUCAGUUUGUUGCUAUGUACUCCUUAGUCUUGUUCUAUCAUGCCAAUAAGGAAGAACUGGCACCCAUGAAACCAAUCGCCAAGUUUCUGUGCAUAAAAGCUGUUGUCUUCUUCUCUUUCUUCCAAUCUGUAAUCAUUGCCAUCCUGAGCUAUGUCGGAAUCAUCACUGAAUCCUUCUCAGCGCCAGGUGCGGAUGUUGCUGAAGUGGGAAGAAGCUUACAGAAUUUCCUGAUUUGCAUUGAGAUGUUCUUGGCGUCGGUGGCCCAUUACUUUGCCUUCUCUCACCAGCCUUAUGUGGACAUGGCGGCCCAGCAAGUCCCCUGCUGCCUUUCAUUUAUGAGCAUGUGGGAUGUCUCGGAUGUCACACGUGAUGUCUCAGACCACAUCCGACACGUUGGUAAAACAGUGAAGCUUUCCGUGUCAGGGCGCCAUCUGGCGACGAGCGAGGAAGCGAAGCUCCUUCUUAUUCCAGACCAUGAGAUGGACCAGCCUUCCAUUGCGUCCAUUAAGUACAACAGCAUGAGCAGGACACAGCCGGCUGUUUACCACGAAGAGCCCGAAGACCUUACACCCGACGUGCAGGCUUGACCUUAAGUGAAUGUGAUAGCAGUAUUUUUUAAAGACAAUAAGAAAUUAUAAUUUUUGAUGAAAUAAAGUAUG
This is a messenger RNA of Uloborus diversus, 1654 nucleotides long. RefSeq names its product transmembrane protein 184C-like. Gene Ontology annotation, molecular function: transporter activity. Bases 341 to 1582 code for a protein of 413 amino acids. The record is from RefSeq and is a predicted model, not a curated record. Lineage: Eukaryota; Metazoa; Arthropoda; Arachnida; Araneae; Uloboridae. The transcript has 9 exons. Gene Ontology annotation, biological process: transport.